GGUUUAGGCCUGUUGUUCUGUCAGCCGUCAUAUUUGAAUAUACGAAACAGAAACAAGUACCUACGUAAAGUCAGAAAAAUAGCGCGAUAACGACCUUUUUUGUCGUUUUGAUGUCUUUUUUAUAUAAAUUUAAAUACAAUGGUUGAAAAUAAAAAUGAUGCAUUGUUACAAAUUUCCGUCCCACUAAAUUGUGUUGAAGAUUCAGAAUUAUCAAAAUUUGAAAGUAAAAAUGGGAAUGAGGACUUAAACACAAACCGUUUCAGAGUGACCUGCCUAGAAAAUCCGCCUAGAAAAAAGAGCGACGAGUUCUUAAAUAAAAAUAUAAUUGAGGAAGGUUUAGCAUUUUCAGAUUCAGAUAAUGAAGCAAAAAUAUUGUUAGUUCAAGAUGAAUGUGACGAUGACAACCAAAUAGAAGCUAAACAUGAAAAUUCUAAAAACGAAAGUGUGGCGUCAAUAUUAAGGUCAGUGGUGUCCGAUGAAGAACAAAGUUGUUCAUUAAAUAUGUUUAGUGAGCCUGUAGUACAACCUAGAAAAUAUGCGAUCGUUGACACAGAAUCUGAAAAUGAAACUAAACCCGACAAUGGAGUUUAUGAUUUCCAUUGUUCAAGCGAUGAAGAAACUAAAAACACAACGAAAAAAAAGAAUAAAGCGAGUUUAAGUCCAAAUAAAAAGGCAAUGAGAAAAUCGGCAAAGAUUGCAAUGGAAACAAUAAAUUCUAUAAAAAGCGAAACACAAAGAUUACAUAGGGAGAAUAAUGUCAAUGUGCCCUAUCACGAACCUAAAAAAUGUAGUUUAAAAGAAUUUAUGUCUAGAAAAACUGUACUUAAACCCAAUACAGAAGCAAAAUUUUGCCAUGAUUUUUCCUUAAAAAUGGAUAAAGAACAAUUAGAACGUUAUUCACAAUAUUUAAAAAAACGUGAAGAGGAAGCAGAGAAACUUUUCAAUGAUACUUCAUGUAAAGAAAUUGUAGAAUCUUUUGAAGUAAAUUCAAAAGGCAAAAGUAUGGAUCAGAAAACUUCUAAGGAUAUAUAUAGUAAAGAUUGUGAUGAUAUAAAUAUUUCGAAUGAAAAUAAUAAAGUUCUAACUGAAAAUCUCUUGGGGCAUGAAAAUUUAGCUGUUGAUAAUUCUAUUCCAUCGAAAAAUUUAUUAGCUUCAUCGCCAGAAGGAUAUGAAGAAAAUUUUAGUUAUCAAAAUUCAAGUCUUGAAAAUAUUGGAGAUAAACAGAUUGAAAAACCAAAAAUUCAGAUUAUAUCCAAUGUUCAAAUUUCACCAGCAGUUGCAAUAACGCCCAGAGAAGUUGUGAAGCAAUUAAAGCAACUUGUUACUAAAGAAGCGAUAAGUUCAAAUAUAUGCCCAAAGUUAACUGGAAGUCCUUCUUCUAUAAUUGAUUUGGAAAGUGGAAAAAUAUCAGUUCCUGAAAAAAGAUUGAGUUGUGUCGAUAAGCUAUUCCAAAAUUACCCAGACUCGAAUUAUAAAAAAAAACUUUUAAAAAGUCAUAACGAAAGUGAGGGUGUGUUAAGUUUCAGUGAAUUUAAAACAGAUAAUGGGCCAGGAUCUAACUACUUGAAAUUGAAAAACAAUUUAAUGCGACAAAUAAGGGAACGAAGAAAAAUUGAUAUUGACAAGAAAAUAAAACAUUAUAGGGAGGAAGAGGAGAUAACGCAUAAAAUUUUUGAGGAAGAAGUUGAUGACGUGGAAUGCACUAAUUCGCCAGAAAAUGAUUUAGACGAACAUAAAUACAGUUUUCUGGAUGAUAAUGUCACUGAAGAUGAAGCUGAUGAUGAAAGUGACGGAAAUGACAAUGUUGAAAAGCGACAAAAACGACGGGAGAACAAAAGAAAAAUUGCAAAGUUCGCUGAAACCAGCUCAGAAGACGACGAAAAUAAUGAAAAUAUUAAUUUUUCCCUUAAAUAUCCCUUAGAAGAAACAGAAGUUGAAAAUCCUGAACUAGCCAAAUUUAAAAUGCCUCAAAACAAAGUUGCAGAAGAAUUAUUCGAUAUGGAAAAUGAUCAGCUCGAUAAUGAUGAGGAACUUCUAGAAUUAUGUUCUGGUAGCUUCGGAAAAACACAGAUUAAAACACAAGUUCGAAGUUUGAAUGACUUAGACCCUCAUAAAAAUAAAAUUAAAUUUACUGAACAAAAAGCCGUGUCAAUAAAAAAUAAAGAAGUGCUCUCUCAGAAUAUUGAUUUUAGUGACUCGUCAGAAGAAGAAGUUUUAUCUACAAGAAAUCUUAUGAACAAUAAAAAGAAAAAUACAAUAUCAUAUUCGGACGAAGAAGAUAUUCAAAAUACUAAAGCACAACAGGUAUGUUAUCCAAAUCUGGAUGAAGAUGAGUCGAUCGCUACAUUUAUAGAUUAUGAUUCGGAAGAAAAUGAAAUUAGAGUUGAAAUGACUAAAAGAGAUAUAGAUAAAAAGGCUAAUGAAUUUUUCGAAAAUGAAGCCGAACUUUCAGAAUCUGACUGGGGCUCAGCCGAUGAAGAUGAAAGAAAUCUUGACAUGUAUGAUGCUGAAUUGGGAGACGAAGAUGAAUUUGAUGAAGAAAAAUUAAAAGAUGAAGUGGGACGAAUACAUAUGCGAAAAAUUUUAGAUGAGGAUGCUCGUCAAGUUAAAAAAAUGCAGGAAUUUUUUUUUGAAGAUGAAGAAAAUGACGGUAUAGGAAGGCAAAGACAGUUCCGUUGGAAAAAAGCAGAGACUACUUUUAAUAUUGAUGAUGCCAAACAAGAAAUUCUUGCGGAAACCGGUGCCAUAGAUAGCUGUGAAGAAGAUGAUGAAGAAGUGUGGAGGAAAAUGAAACAUGAAAGGGAAGUACUUUUAAAAGAUAGGCUAGAAUCUAUUACUUCGCCGUCUUUUAAAACUGAUGACAAAAAUAAUUUCGAAGAUUUCGCAGAAAAAACUGUCGUAUUAACUAAACCCUCAGCUACACUAAUCGCAAAAACAAAUUUUAAAAGUGAAUCAGAAAACAAAAAUGAUUCAGCGUUUUUGAUAUCCAAAUCUUCAACUCACUGUAUAAGAGGUUCUUUUUUAAAAAGAGGGGGAGACAUGCUUACAAAAAUGGCCAGUAUAACUUCGCAUGUCUCAGAAUUUGAUGGAAUUUCGAAUGUACAAAGUCAUACUGGGAAGAAUAAAAAUUUUAUUUUUUCUAUUUUAACUGAAAAAAACAAUGAAAAUAUGAAAAGGAAAUCAGUUUUGAACAUAGAUUCCGGCAAAGCAAAAAAACUUAAACUGCAAUCUGGAAGUGCCCAUAAAACUAAGAAAAGCUUAAUUGAUCAUUUGGACGAGAGUUAAAUUUAAUAUUGUUUUUAAUUAAUGCCUUAUAAUACAUAAAUGUAACUUAUUAUUAUAAAUUAUAUGAAAAUGUUCAAAUUUUUACAAUUGCAUAUUAUAUUUUAUAAUAACAAUGUUAGAUUUGUGUAGUUUUUAAGUUUAAGCCAAUUAAAAUUCUAAUAACUUAGUAUCAAUUUUAAA
This is a messenger RNA of Condylostylus longicornis, 3465 nucleotides long. Its product is annotated as claspin-like. Bases 139 to 3285 code for a protein of 1048 amino acids. The record is from RefSeq and is a predicted model, not a curated record. Lineage: Eukaryota; Metazoa; Arthropoda; Insecta; Diptera; Dolichopodidae. The transcript is spliced from 4 exons. Gene Ontology annotation, molecular function: anaphase-promoting complex binding. Gene Ontology annotation, biological process: mitotic DNA replication checkpoint signaling; mitotic G2 DNA damage checkpoint signaling; activation of protein kinase activity.